CCCCACCCCACCCAACCCAACCCACCCCCAGUCAUCAAGGACGUAUAUCCCUUUCAUGAAUGCAAUGCUUUACGGGCUCUCCUCGGAUUGCGGGUAAUACUUCAAGAGUGCCUGUCAAUACUUCCCUCUGAGAUUUGCUGCAACACACACACCCAUCCACAUCCGCCCGGUCCUUGCAAUUGCAUAUAACAAUAUCUGCUGCUGCUGCUGCUGCUGCUGCCAGUCUUGCUUACGAUUUUUUCCUGCGAGUUGCUCUUUCUGGCGGACUCCGGUUACGACCGUCAUCUCAUUGGUCCCGUUGCACACCCCGUUGCAAAUAUCUGCAAAUACCUCACAUUGGCUUGCAUAACUGUGGAGGUGCAUCCGCCUCUGCUUCCCACGCCAUCAUACUUCGGGCGUCGGGAGGAAGAGGGUCGAUGUGCUGUUCUUCGGGUACGGGGCUCCUCCAUGUCGCAGAAUAUAUCUGCUGCACGGGAUUCGAAAUCACCUCCGCGCGAUCAUGACUCGGAACAGCGACUCCAACGACCGCAGCAACAGCAGCAGCAGCAGACAUAUCACGAACAUCCACCCACAACUACGGCCAGCACCGCCGUAUCGUCAACUAGCACAUCUUUUACAUCACAAACCUCGGAAGCAUCCGGGCCUUCGGCCGUGGUAGGGAGCCCCGUUGCCAGACCGCGAGGUGGAGCGCUCGAUGUCAGCGCAAUCCUCAAUUCCCCGCCUCCGCAGCUGCGGCGGCAGCAGCAGCAGCACCAAAGGCCACGCGUAUCUCCUUAUGAUGCUUCCCGCCGCCCGAGCCUGGCGAAUAUCAACUCGCCUCAAUCGCCCCAGGCCCUAGGCCGGCUCGGGUCCGUUCUGCAGUCACGGCCGCCGUCACCGAUCGAGGUGGGCCCCAGCAGCAGACGGACUCCCACCGCUCAGUUGCCCGGUCCCGGUCAGAUGCGGAGACAUGCCGGAAGGAACAGUAUGACAGGCGUUCUUAGUGCGCAGGAUCACCCUUUCCCGCUCAUGUCUCCGCCGCGGGGUUCACCAUCGUUUCACCCCGCGAGCCGUUUGGGCGCGCCGAGCACUCCACCUGCAUCUCUCCAGCCUCCACAUCUGCCACCCGCUCCCCCUCCGCCUACACAUCACCACCUCCAACAGCAGCAGCCGAACCAACAGCAAACGGCGCCUGCUCAUAACCAGCCGUUUUCGGGAGGUGACGCGUAUACGCAUGCUCCCGGAUAUGGGAUCGGAACCCCACACUCUUCGGCAGAUGCCAGUCCACGGUCCUUCUCGGCCUAUACGACUGCGUAUUCACCGUAUAAUCACGCAUCCUCGUUUGUCGGUGGAUACCAACCCGCGAUCCAAGACCAACAUGGCUCGCUCUACGCCAUACCGUUGGGUUCGCACCACGGCAGCGGUCAGGUAACGCUCAACACUCCCGACGGUCCCAUCAUCGCGCCGUACGACACCACCUCAGGCUCGCUGGCUCAGCACGAAAAGAGGAAGAAGAACGCCAGCGCGUCUUCGAGGUUUCGGAAAAGGAAGAAGGAGAAGGAGAUUGAGAACACACGACGCAUGGAAGAGCUCGAACACAACCUCAAAAAGAUGGAGGAGGAGCGGGAUUUCUACCGCAAUCAACGGGAUUACCUGCGUGGCAUCAUCGUGCAUGCACAGCAAAACAGGGGACAGCUACCGCCACUACCACCGGGGCUAUUCGACGCGAUGGAGCGGAGAGACCUGGCUGGACAGGAAGAAGCGGAAGGUCAAGCACGCGGAGAUGUCGGAGGAGGGGUGGGGGGAUCGGGAUCGGGAGGCGGAGGAGGAAACGGUGGAGGGGGGAUGGGUCUUCCGGCCAUAGCAAAUCAGGCACUCGGGGCUCAGGGACUGCCAGGAAUCGGGGGGAACGGGCAAAUACGCCCACAGAGUCCACGGACCGGAAACUUUAGCGGAACACUGCCGGAGAUGCAGCAUCAACAACCGCAGCCGCAACAACUCCAGCAACAUGCUCAGCAGGAGCACCAGCAGCAUCAACAACCACACCAACAUCAGCAGCAGCCACAACAGCAACAGCAGCAGCAACCACAGCAACAACAACACCAGCUUCCUCAACCGCAACCACAGCAACACUACCAACAGCUUCCAUCCCAUCUGCCUGGACAGCUGCAGCAGCCACCACCGCUACCGCCACCACCACCGCCACCACCACCACAACUUGAGCCGCAGGCUCCAGCCCGCAGAGGACGUGGGCGCGGACGUGGCGUGAGAGGGCGGGGCCUAUAAAGCCCAUUAACAAUGUUAAUAUCGAUACCCAAUUCCCUUUGUCUUGUACGCUAUACGUCUAUAUUGUCACGGUGUACGUGUGCCUUAUUUUCAGCCGGCCACUUCACUCAUUUCCAUUUCCUUUGUCACAUCUCUUUUGUCCACAUUUUUUUUUGGAUCUGGCGUGGGUUCAUUGUAUGUUGGGAGGUGGGGAGGGGGGGAGGUGUAUUUCGUUUUACAAUGUUUGUCGUUUUCCGGCUCUUAGAUGGGGGCAUGUAGCAAUACUCGCGCGUUUUGGGAGGGGGAUCUAUCGCAAUUGGGAAAGGAGGGGGGAAGGGGGGCAUUUUGAUUUUUCUUUUUGCUGGAUGGAUGUCUGUACUGUGAUUUUGG
This is a messenger RNA of Tricharina praecox, 2634 nucleotides long. RefSeq lists its product as uncharacterized. Bases 448 to 2265 code for a protein of 605 amino acids. Gene Ontology annotation, cellular component: nucleus. Gene Ontology annotation, molecular function: DNA-binding transcription activator activity, RNA polymerase II-specific; RNA polymerase II transcription regulatory region sequence-specific DNA binding. Lineage: Eukaryota; Fungi; Ascomycota; Pezizomycetes; Pezizales; Pyronemataceae. The record is from RefSeq and is a predicted model, not a curated record. The transcript has a single exon. Gene Ontology annotation, biological process: regulation of transcription by RNA polymerase II.